AGGAGGAGGAGGAGGAGGAGGAGGAAGAAGAGCCGGCGGAAGGAGCGGGAGGCGUCGCCGCGUGAGGGCCGAGCGCGGCAGUGGCGCCGGCGCUGAGCGAGGAAUCCGGGCCACGGCCGGAGAGUGGCUCCAAAGGGUAAAUGAACCUGGAAAAACACAUAGAUGCCGCUUUGCAGCCUCUCCAGAUGUUUGGGGAUAACACUCCAGAGAGAAACUGAUCCCCUUGGAUUAGUGGUAGCUAGUCAUAAUGAAGAAAAUCAGUCUUAAGACCUUUCGGAAGUCUUUUAAUUUGAACAAAAGCAAAGAAGAACCUGACUUCAUGGUAGUGCAGCCCCCAUCGUUAGCCAGCGACUUUGGGAAAGAGGAUUCCUUGUUUGGUAGCUGCUAUGGUAAAGAUAUGGCCAGCUGUGAUCUCAAUGACGAUGAAAAGGGGGGGAAAAGCAGGUCCAAGAGCGAGAGCCUGAUGGGCACCCUGAAAAGGCGGCUGUCGGUGAAGCAGAAGCCCAAAGGCAAAAGCGGCUCACCCUCCGGGGGUGCCGCCGACGAGGACACCUUCUCCUCCUCCUCGGCCCCCAUUGUCUUCAAGGACGUCAGAGCCCAGAGGCCCAUCCGGUCCACCUCCCUCCGCAGCCACCACUACAGCCCCACGCCCUGGCCUCUGCGGCCCACCCACUCCGAGGAGACCUGCAUCAAAAUGGAGGUGCGGGUCAAAGCCCUGGUGCACUCCUCCAGCCCCAGCCCGGCGCUGAACGGCGUGCGGAAGGACUUCCACGACCUGCAGUCGGAAACGGGGUGCCAAGAGCCCAGCCUUCCACUCAAGAGUUCUGAUUCCCCCACGGGAGACCUGCGUCUCCACCUGGACGAUCAUGUGCCUGUAGUUAUUGGACUGAUGCCUCAGGACUACAUUCAGUAUACCGUGCCUUUAGACGACGGGAUGUACCCUUUGGAAGGAUCGAGGAGCUACUGUCUGGACAGCUCUUCACCCAUGGAGGUCUCUGCCAUUCCUCCUCAGGAGGGAGGGAGCUCGUUCACAGAAGAGGAGAAUCAGGUAGACCCGGACCUAGUCGUUGGCCCAGAGAUCUUUGUGGAUCAGUCUGUGAAUGGCUUACUGAUUGGCACCACAGGGGUCAUGUUGCAGAGCCCCAGAGCAAGUCAUGACGACGUCCCUCCGCUCUCACCAUUGCUACCUCCAAUGCAGAAUAAUCAAAUCCAAAGGAACUUCAGUGGACUCACUGGCGCAGACGCCCACGUGGCUGAAAGCAUGCGCUGUCAUUUGAAUUUUGAUCCUAACUCUGCUCCUGGGGUUGCCAGAGUGUACGACUCCGUACAAAGUAAUGGCCCCAUGGCGGUGACGAGCCUGACAGAGGAGCUGAAGAAACUCGCGAAACAAGGGUGGUAUUGGGGACCAAUCACACGCUGGGAGGCAGAAGGGAAGCUGGCCAAUGUGCCAGAUGGCUCUUUCCUUGUGCGGGAUAGUUCAGAUGACCGUUACCUUUUAAGCCUGAGCUUUCGCUCCCAUGGGAAAACACUUCACACUAGAAUCGAGCACUCUAAUGGUAGGUUUAGCUUUUAUGAACAGCCAGAUGUGGAAGGACAUACAUCUAUAGUAGAUCUCAUCGAGCAUUCAAUCAGGGACUCUGAAAAUGGAGCUUUUUGUUACUCAAGGUCUCGGUUGCCUGGAUCUGCCACGUACCCCGUCAGACUGACCAACCCGGUGUCACGGUUCAUGCAGGUGCGUUCUCUGCAGUACCUGUGUCGUUUUGUUAUACGUCAGUAUACCAGAAUAGACUUAAUUCAGAAACUGCCUUUGCCAAACAAAAUGAAGGAUUAUUUACAGGAGAAGCACUACUGAAAGAUUGAGAACCCUGCAUCUUGCACUUUGGGAAUAAGAAAAAGAGAUUGAGAUACAGUUUACAAACUUUCAUUGCCAUCAAAAUCUUUUGCUGCCAUAACUAUUUUAGUUUGUUUUGUGUGUGUAAAAGAGUCAUCAAUUUCUUUAGGGGUAGGGAAAUGUCUGCAAGGUGUCGUGGGUUUAUUUUGGUUCUCUAAAAAGGGAUGUCUUGAGGUUCUAGAAGUGUGAAUUAUGUUAAUUGCAGAAUAAUCACAAUGUGAAUUAUCAGAUUUUCCUUAAUCCCCCUAGUCCUUUGCUGCUAUCCACUGUGAUUUUCAUGCAUUAAAAGCACAUUUCAUGUGUAUUCAACCCUAAGUUGAAUGAAAGUGAAUGAAAAUUGCUGUCUUUCAAUGGCCCGUUUUCAGAUGAUAGUGUUGAAUAAACAUAUGUGUGUGAUUAAAGCACUGAACACGAUUUGUUAAUCUCAUACUAUAAAAAGAUUAUUCAGAAUUAUGAAUCGGCAUAAUCUUGGUUAAUGGAAUGCAAAUCUACAACAUGUUUUACAACACUUCUCUAAAUUUUUUUAAGGUUGUGCUAUUUUUUUUUUAUUGUGAAAGUUUGGAUCUUUCUGUUGCCUUCAUUUUCAUCUUGUCUUUUUUAAUAAAUGGCCUUACAUUAAAAUUGUAAAGAAAUAUAUACCACCAGUUUAGAAAUUGUUGCCUUUUCUGUCCUUCAACCCGGGUACAAGUUGGCAUAAGUUAAAGAGUUAUGGAAUCAGAACUGUUGUUUUAGAAAUAAACUGUUUUAGAAAUAAAAGAUAACUGUACUCCUCCUGAGCACUUUUCUGUUAUCUAGACUUCGCUUCAGUGUUUCAUUGGGGAUUUCUUUAGUGAACGCAUCAAUUUUCUUGGGUGAAUUUCAUUGUACAACUAAUUUCAUAAAUGGAUUCUCUUAUAACAUUAAAGUUUAUAUAGUUUUAAAUGGAUUUGACUAUAAAAGCUUGCUGUACUGUUUUUGUUUUAUAUAGUCACCACUACAAGGUGCUAGAUUUGACCACUUGCCCCAGCUUAAAAUGACCUAUAAUUUUUAGAAAUUGUGGAACAUCCUGUGAAACAAAAAGUUAAAUCAUAUCAACUGUGUGGAAAUCCUGUUUCCUGCCAUAUAUGCUACCCAUUAAAGAUAGGGUUUUCAUUUGUGUUUUAGUUUAAUUCUUAAUUUGCUUUGCAUCUCUAGUGGGUUUUUCUUCCCCUCUGCCAGUCAUUGAAGGAAGGGUAAUAUGCCUAAUAAUUUCUGGUUUCUUUGAAAUCCAGAAUGUUUAUUCAGCCCCGUGAUUCUGUGAUGUAGUAUUUAAAGAUUGCUCCAAAUCAGAAAACGCUCCUAGUUAUACAAGCUUUAAGGAAAAUUAUUCCAUCUUCAAUGGAGCACGUCAUUUGAGAUGUCUCUUCCUUUCGUGACUUCUAGUUUUUCUCGCUCACCUUCCUUUCAUUAAAUACAAGGGGAAAGGUGGCUUUGUGAUUCAAAUAUAACUGUCUCUUUUCUAUGUGUUUCUUCAGGACAGAAUUGAGAUCCUACCAAUAAGAGGCAUAAUGCCAUAAUUUGAUGUGGUAUUUUGACUUAAAGGGGAAAAGGUACUUAAUUUUGGUGGAAUGUUGAUUGUACCUUGUUACAAAGACUCAUUUUCUAUUAUGCUUUCCCCUAAUGAGAUGGGAUAUGAGAUAUACUGUAAUAAUAUAAUUUAAGUGUUGAUUAUAAGCUAUUUGGAUUAAGAACUAUUGCAGAGUUGUAGGCUUGUUAUCAAAUUAAUGCAAGACAUUUAGCUAUUUUUUUGCGGAAUUAUUUAUUUUUUAAACAACUGAAAAUAUAUGUAGGGUGAGUUGAAAGUCCCUGUGCGUUUGUGUGAGGUCUGGUGUUGUCACAGAGUCGCUGUGUGUUGAUGGUAAAUUGUCCGGAUGGCUUUUCUGCGUGUCCAGUUUCCCAUCUGCUGGAGCCCGUGACGCACCGAGCUCUCUGAACCGCCCCCAGGCUUGACUCAUGGAUAUAGGCUGUGUUCAGUUUUUCUCACAGUACCAUGUGUUUGAUCUACCCAUUUGGUGUCAGGACUUACCUUCAUUCUCAUUAGAAUAUUUUUAAAAAUUGUAUUUGGUGUUUUCUGGAAGGCAAGUUUGAUGUUGUAAUUUGAAAAGCCAAUUGUUAAUGUUUUUGUGUAUUCCCAAUACAAAAUACCUUAAAGGAAUGUGCCCUAUCCUAGUCCAGUUUGAAAUUGUUAGUUCUUGGAGAAAAGUCAGUGGACUUGCUAAGAAAUUAAGUUUACAAACCGAAAGGCGUGUUGGAACAUUUUCUGCUUUUGUCUAGAUAGAGAUCCACUUGACGUCACAGUCCCGCAUGAUGUGGGCACCUGGCUUCGUGUGACACUAAAACAGGCUGCGAGAAGUGACAAUAGGGAAAGACAAGUCCUCAUCCUUUAGUGUGUCCUGAUAAAAUUUGGUUAAAACUUUGGAUUCUGUUUUAGGUUUAACCUGUGAGUGAUUCUUAAAAACCUGAGUUAAGGAACAAAACGAGAAUGCCAUAUCCGUUUAUUAUGAUCGUUGAAACGGGAUUUUUAAAAUGAGAUAUUUGAUCACAAAACAUGAUGGAAGCUGGAAAGUAUCUUGAGGCUUCCUAGGACACAGGCAUUUUCACAGAUAAGAAAGCUAUAGGAAGUACUUGAAGAUCUCUUUUCUCUAAGCCAAACAGUUCUCUUUCUACUUGGUGCAAUAAUGAGAAAAUUUAGAUCACUUAUGCCGUCACUGGAAAUGACCAUAGAACUAAAAAAGUUUUAAGGAAACCAGCUGCGCAGAGCAACCUUUUUCUGUUGAAUAAAAUUAUGUGCCAAAAGUUUACAUCAUUGGCAUAUAGGAAAUGAAACAAUAGAAAUGACAGUUUCUGAGCCAGUAUUAAUUGAAACAAGAUCCAAGCUACUCAGAUCUUUGUGGUUUCUGCAGUGUCUACUAGUAUUACAGGUCUGUCCUAGCAACAGUGCUUUCAAGAUUAUGGUUUAAUUACUGUACGUUUCACGUUUCUGAGAGAUACUGCUUCAGGAAAGAUUCAGAAUAACAUGUUUUGAUUUCACUUUUAAGUUUUUCAUCGAAUGUGAAGCGAUGAUUGAAAAUGAAAUCACACUACCAGCAAUAGACAGUUUUGUUGAAUUAGAAGGAACUAUCCAGUUCCAUAAAUUACAUUGAAAUGAUAAAGGCACUGGUACAUUAAUAAUCACAAAUUGAUUUCUUAGUACUUUUUUAAUCUUGUAGAGAAAGUUUUUAUAAGCAUCCUUUUUAUUGAUCAAUCAUAACGUGGCAAAAUGUGUAUUUGCUGUUUCUGAAAAAUGAUCCAAAUGCUACCUGCAGAGAUGAAGAGAAAUUCUUAGAAAAUUUUGUAAUAGUAUACAUGUUGGGUUAAAAAAGUCUCAUAGUUGUUGGAGUGCCAUGAAAUUAAUACUUGCAAUCCAGAUUGCUGUAGUUUACACUUUUCCUGUAUGUUUCAAAUCAGGUGUGUACCAUUUGUACUGAAAACACCACAGAAUGAGCUAUCCAAAGUCCAUUGAUUUUAAUACGUGUUUUGGUUUGUAAAAGAAUUAUAGUAAUUUCUUGCACAUUUUUGGAAAUUAAUUGUAUAAGAAUUUAUGUAUCUCCUUCUAGAUACAGUGUGUAAAUAAAAAAAAAUCAUUCACA
This is a messenger RNA of Perognathus longimembris pacificus (Pacific pocket mouse), 5538 nucleotides long. It is a transcript of the gene Socs6, whose product is annotated as suppressor of cytokine signaling 6. Gene Ontology annotation, molecular function: 1-phosphatidylinositol-3-kinase regulator activity. The record is from RefSeq and is a predicted model, not a curated record. The coding region runs from base 248 to 1852 and encodes 534 amino acids. Gene Ontology annotation, cellular component: phosphatidylinositol 3-kinase complex. The transcript is spliced from 2 exons. Gene Ontology annotation, biological process: protein ubiquitination; intracellular signal transduction; regulation of growth. NCBI's taxonomy places the organism in Eukaryota, Metazoa, Chordata, Mammalia, Rodentia, Heteromyidae.